AUGGGCAAUACUUGCACUGCUUCUUUUUAUUAUUUUUGUCAAUCCCUAAAGGCCUCCUUCCAUUUACUGCUCCAGAAAAUAAUACUCAUUGUGAGCCGUCUUGUUGAUCUCGAUGACCCAGAAGCUCCAGCUCCAGCUGCCCAACCACAACCAUCUGCAACAACAGCAGCAGCAGCUAGGAACUUGGAUUGGGCAAAGAUUCUUGUGGUGUAUUGCUUGUCAACAGGAGUUGCCAUGGCUCUCAUACACACCCAAGUUCACCCUAGCAAGCUCCCUCUAAGCUUUUUCUUUCUCGGACUGGCAGUCCUACUCGCCUUUACGUGCAUCAUGGUAAGCAAAUUUGUUCAGCACUCCAAAUGUCCAAGAAUAACACUUCAUCUUUUCCAUUUCUUUGGGGUCUUUUUCGGAGUCACCGCCUUCUUCAUUUCCAUUACAAUCCCUUUUCCUCUCUGGUUUAAAUGUACUGCAUCUGUCAUCUAUUUGGCUUCAGGCCUUGUAGUCAUAUUUUGCAAUCACUUCUAUAAUUAA
Molecule: messenger RNA, 528 nt
Organism: Prunus armeniaca (apricot)
Lineage: Eukaryota; Viridiplantae; Streptophyta; Magnoliopsida; Rosales; Rosaceae
Source: the annotation of a GenBank genome assembly